AUGUUAGGCAGUCUUCUACUAUUGCUGUUGUUCUGGUCGUCUGCUUUUUCAUUUCCAGGAGCUUUUGCAUAUAGUCGGUUGACGAAGGGCUCAUCUCUAUCGGUCGAAAACCAAGAGGACGUUUUGAUUUCUCCAAAUGGUCUAUUCACGGCUGGGUUCCACUCUGUUGGCAUCAAUGCUUACUCUUUUGCAAUUUGGUUUACUGAAAAGCUAAGUAAUCGCACUAUAGUGUGGAUGGCUAACCGAGACCACCCUGUAAAUGGAAAACACUCGAAGCUCACUCUACUCAAGGAUGGUAAUCUCAUCUUAACUGAUGCCAGUAAGUUCAUUUCUUGGGCGACCAACACAGCUUCAGCUUCUUUUGUUCAGAUACUCCUUCAAAACACUGGAAACCUUGUCCUGACAGAAAAGGAUAAUGUUCUGUGGCAGAGUUUUGAUGUUCCUACGGACACUCUUCUCCCGGGACAACCUUUAACUAGGUACACGAGGCUAAUUUCAUCAAGGAGCCAAAAUAAUUACUCUUCAGGUUUCUAUAAGCUUUUCUUUGAUGAUGAUAAUGUCCUACGUCUGGUUUUCGAUGGCCCUGAGACAUCUAGCAUCUAUUGGCCUGACCCUUGGUUGUUAAGCUUUGAAGCCGGAAGAACAAGGUACAAUGACAGCAGGGUUGCGGUACUCGAUUCAUGGGGUCACUUCCAAUCAUCUGAUCGAGUUGAGUUCAGGGCUGAUGAUUAUGGUCCUGGCAUACAGAGAAGGUUGACCCUUGAUUUUGAUGGUAACUUCCGUUUAUACAGCCUUGAUACCACUACAAGGAGUUGGAUUGCUUCAUGGGAAGCUAUGAUUGGAUCAUGCAGGAUUCAUGGUGCUUGUGGUCCCAACAGUUUGUGCAGCCAUUAUCCUAGUAGUGGCAGAAAGUGUUCUUGUCUUCAAGGAUACAGAGUUAAAAAUUACACUGACUGGGCUUAUGGAUGUGAGCCUGAGUAUCAGCUGCCAUGCAACAGCAGAGAGGUAACAUAUAUCAAGCUUCCUCAUGUUAAUUUCUAUGGAUAUAAUAUUGACAUUUUGCACAACUGUACAUUGGAAAAAUGUGAGAAGAUAUGCAAUGAAUCACGCAAGUGCAAAGGAUUCCAGUACAGAUUCAACAAGGAAAACGGAGUGUAUGAUUGUUAUCCUAAAAGAGCUUUUCGUAAUGGAUUUAUAUCGCCUACUUACAGUGGAAUGCUUCAUUUGAAACAGCCUAAGGCCCUUGCACUCGCCAUUGACCAGCCAGCAAAAAUAUCCAGCUUAAUUUGCUCAAGUUCAAGCAUUGUAACAUUGAACAGGACUUACAAGAAGAAAGGUGAGAGGGAAUCAGUAAGAAUUCUGCUCUGGUUUGUCCCUGCUCUGGGAUUGCUUGAGAUGAUCUGCAUUGUUUCAGUAUGGUUUUUCUUGUAUAGAUCUCGCAGGACCUCAGAUAAGCAACCUUACGUGCAUUUGUCAACAGGAUUCAGAAAAUACUCCUUUAGUGAGCUAAAGAAAGCUACUAAAAAUUUUGGUGAAGAGAUAGGACGAGGGGGUAGUGGGAUAGUGUAUAAAGGUGUGCUGUUGGAUCAUCGUGUGGCAGCAGUUAAGCGACUCAAGGAAGCUAACCAAGAUGAAGCAGAAUUUUUAGCAGAGUUGAGCAUUAUUGGGAGGCUUAACCACAUGCACUUGAUAGAUAUAUGGGGAUACUGUGCAGAGGGAAAACACCGGCUUUUGGUGUAUGAGUACUCGGAACACGGUUCAUUAGCCGAAAACUUGCAUUGUACUGUGAUUGACUCGAAGAUGAGGUUUGAAAUUGCUCUAGGCACUGCAAAAGGCCUUGCUUAUUUACACGAAGAGUGCUUGGAGUGGGUUUUGCACUGUGAUAUAAAGCCUCAGAAUGUACUUUUGGACUCCAACUACCACCCAAAGCUAGCAGAUUUUGGACUUUCAAAGCUAUUGAGGAGAGCUGAGGUUAAUGAUUUGAGCUUUUCAAAGAUCAGGGGAACCAGAGGCUACAUGGCUCCUGAAUGGAUUGGCAAUCUUCCCAUCACUUCAAAAGUUGAUGUUUACAGUUACGGAGUGGUCCUGCUGGAGAUGGUGACUGGAAGGAGCCCCAAAAUGCACGUUCAAACAUUUGGUGUCGGAGGAGAAAUGGUCGAGAAAACAUUGAUUGAGUGGGUUAGGGAAAUGGUAAAGGGAGAUAGUGAAAUUACAUCCUGGAUUGAUGAAAUAUUAGACCCCCUGCUGGACAAUACUCAAUGUGAUAAAGGAAAAAUGGCAUUACUAGUUAGGGUUGCUUUACAUUGUGUUGAGGAAGAUAGAAAAGUUAGGCCAACCAUGAGACAGGUUGUAGAGAUGCUUCUCCACUAAUAAAAACUGUUUGUAGCAAUAUUCCUCCUGUGUUAUGGAUGACA
Molecule: messenger RNA, 2414 nt
Organism: Coffea eugenioides
Lineage: Eukaryota; Viridiplantae; Streptophyta; Magnoliopsida; Gentianales; Rubiaceae
Product: putative receptor protein kinase ZmPK1
Exons: 1
Coding region: 1-2370 (789 amino acids)
Biological process (GO): protein phosphorylation; recognition of pollen
Molecular function (GO): protein serine/threonine kinase activity; ATP binding
Source: RefSeq, a predicted model, not a curated record